AUUCACUCUAUCGCGUGUUUGAGGGGACGGGUAGUUGGAGUAAGGAGUCGCCGGGUGGUAGUGCAUCACUACGCCUUUUUCAGAGAAACAACGUCAAGUCUUUUGCACCACCGACUGAAGAGACGACUCCCGGUGACAACUUAUGUGAUACUAUUUCACGCCACAACUGCGCCACAGGCAUAUUCAACAAACGCUGCCGUUCUUUCCAUCUACUACUAGCCAGUUAGCAUCCUUGAACACUGACGGAUCAAGGUGUUGUGAACAGUUAGCCUCCCAGCUAAUUACCCAUCAGCUAGCGCUCUGUGCCGUAGCAUCAUUAGCUCCAUCGAUGCUUGACCGUUGCUUGUAGUAGUGGAUCAGUCCACGUUCAGACAAACAAACAGCGGAGGUCCGGUGCGCCUGGAUACGGCGUCUGCGUUGCGUUAGUUGACACCAUCACACCCAUCUCCCCAACCCCUUCACCUCUGCCCCUGCCCCUCCACCCGAAACACUGGAAAUCCACAAGCGGCCGGAGAACGGCGAAGGGCCGGGAAAGCUGGGGGUGGCAGCGCUACCGGACUCACAGGGAGUCACAACGGUCCUAGAGAAGCACGGCCGAGCGGAGACACCGACAGGCAUGGACGGGCUGGCCGUGGAAGUGCGCGGCUCCAAUGGGGCCUUCUACAAGGGUUAUAUCAAAGAUGUCCAUGACGACUCCCUCACGAUUGUCUUUGAAAACAACUGGCAGCCUGAACGACAGCUGCCCUUCAGUGACGUGCGGUUGCCUCCUCCAGCAGACUACCACAAGGACAUCGGCGAAGGGGACGAGGUGGAGGUCUACUCCAGGGCCAACGAGCAGGAGCCGUGUGGAUGGUGGCUGGCCCGCGUCCGCAUGAUGAAAGGGGAGAACAAGAACAAAGAGAAGAAUUGUCAGCAGUUCUACGUGAUCGAAUACGCCGCAUGCGACGCCACGUACAACGAAAUCGUCACGUCAGAGCGUAUCCGGCCCGUCAACCCCAACAGUCCCUCGUCCAAAAACUCCUUCCACAAGGUGCCCAUCCCUGUACCAGAAGACCUACGAGACAUCUGUGCAAACGACAGCAUCCACAAAGACUUCAGGAAAGCAAUCGGAGCUAACUGCAUCUUCUACAGUGCCCAGACACAUGAACUCAUAGUGCUGUCAACAAAUGAAACCACAGUAAAGCGUGCAACCCUUCUGAGUGACAUGCAUUUCCGCAGCAUCAGAACCAAACUCAUGUUAAUGUCCAGAAACGAAGAGGCCACCAAACAUUUAGAGACAAGUAAGCAGCUAGCAUCAGCAUACCAAGAGGAGGUGAGGGUCAGAGAAGACCUGAUGGGGCUGGCAAUUGGCUCUCACGGCGCCAACAUUCAGCAAGCCCGUAAGGUGCCCGGAGUCACAGCCAUUGAACUGGAGGAGGAGAGCUGCACGUUCAGGAUUUACGGAGAGACCCCAGAAGCUGUGAAACAAGCCAGAGAAUACCUUGAGUUCAAAGAAGACUACUUUCAAGUUCCCAGAAACCUUGUUGGCAAAGUCAUUGGCAAAAAUGGUAAAGUGAUCCAGGAGAUUGUGGACAAAUCCGGAGUGGUGCGCGUCAGGAUCGAGGGGGACAAUGACAAAAAGCUUCCCCGUGAGGAGGUAGGCAGCCAACAGGGCAUGGUUCCAUUCGUGUUCGUGGGCACUAAAGAGAACAUCAGUAAUGCUCAGGCCCUGCUGGAGUACCACGUGUCCUAUCUACAGGAGGUGGAGCAGCUGCGUCUGGAGCGUCUGCAGAUUGACGAGCAGCUGCGUCAGAUCGGGGUGGGGUACAGAGCCCCCCCUAGUGGCAGAAACAGUGGCCCCGGCGGUGACAGGGAGAAGGGUUACCUGACCGACGAGAGCAGCAACUCCCUGCACACCUCCCGCACCUACGGAGGCAGAGGCAGGGGGCGCCGCACCACCAACAACCAGUACUCCGGAUAUGGCACAAACUCUGAACAAUCCAAUGCAUCUGAGUCGGAGGAUGUGGACAGAGAGCAGCGGCCCCGGGGCCUCGGUGGUGAGGAGAGGGGCUCUAGACGCGGCGGCCGAGGCAGAGGCUCCAGCUCAGGGCGGGGCCGUGGUGGGCCAGUGUCCAAACCCUCCAACUCUAUCAGUUCAGUACUGAGGGACCCGGACAGUAACCCGUACUCUCUGCUGGAGGGCGAGGGUGAGCUGGCUGAUGGAGAUGUGAAUGAGGGUGCAGGGGAGAGGCGCAGACGCUCUAGACGCCGCCGCACUGACCAGGACCCCAGUGUGAUGGAUGCAGCAGAGUCCGAUGGCCAGGGCGGCCCCAGUGAGAAUGGCCUGGAUGAAGAAGCCAGACCUCAGCGCCGCAACCGGAGCCGUCGCCGCCGUAACCGUGGCAACCGGCCUGAGGGAGGUUCAGCCAGCCGCGACAGACAACCGGCUGAGGUGACAGUUGCUGACUACAUAUCUCGUGCUGAAUCCCAGAGCAGACAGAACCUGCCCCAGAAAGAGAACCACACUGGACCUGAGCCCAAGGAGAACGGGACUAGCUCCAAGAAGGAUGAGCGAACGCCAUCUAAACGCUCCCCCAGCAAAGGCAUGAACACAGGCGGUGACACUGGCCUAACCCUGGUCAACGGGGUGUCGUAAAGCACGCAGCCCACCCGCCUCUCACAAACCUAAGUCUAGAGCAAGACUUCAUGGCAAACUCUGUCCCUGCUUGCAUUAACGUAAACCUUAAACCGAUGAGACAAAAUACUGAAUCCAUACUAUGAGAGUGAAAAAGUACAAAAAAACGACAAACGCAUCUACUUAAAACCACACGGUGUAUGCUAUCCUAUCUAUCAGUACUUAGUGCUUAUUUAAAAAAAAAAAACAACUAGCUUGCCAAAAAAGAGCUGGUGGAUAUGACUUGAUUUUGAAAUACUGAAACACGAGAAACAGGACAAGACGUUUUUGUUUAAGAAAAUCUUUAUUUGUGUCUUUUAUUUUUGUUCAUUUCGUUCAUUGUUUAUCACUGGUUUGGACUUGGCGGUCACUCUCUCUACCGAACAGUGUUACAGUAUUGAGAGGUGUAAGCUGUAGGGAGUGGCGCACGAGCAGGCUGUCCAAAUGGGACGCACUCUGAACCUGGGAGAUUGGAAUAUUAAGACAUUGUGCCUUGAAUUUGAAAAAAAAAAAAAAGAUAUAUUAAAAACAUUCUUCAUUAAGUUUGCUAUUGUUACUUAAGGGGGGAGAGGUUGUUCUUCCAGUUUUUUUUGUUUUACGGAGAGAAAAGAAAAUGGAUGAGAGGCUAAAGAAGCGGAGGGAGUGGCUGGCCAAGGUGACAAGAGGUGCCAAAAUCAGAAUAUUUGGGCACUUUCUAGGGUUAUGUAUGCGGUUGCGUGUGAGAUUUGGCAAAAGGAAAAAACUGAGAGGGGACAAUUGGUAACUACUAGAGGCUUGUGCUGGUGAAGCGACUACCACUAAGCCUACACAGGGUCCAAAAAAACGGCACUGCUCGUAAAACAGGACAGGCUAAGAAAAAAAAACUAAAAAAACUCACGAGAUACCUAGAACUCACCGCAGCUCGGCUCAGUGUCGGAGGAGGCAGCGGUCACAACAGUGUCUUGAAACUAUAGCUAAAAACCACUACGACAGAAGCAGAUCGCCGGCCGCCUCUCCGGGACAUGCGGUGCUUCGGAGAGGUAAGAGCGGAAAGGCCCGAAAACGUGUGGGACAGCUUCAACACGAGAGCCAAAAACAGACACACGACCACAACAAAAAUCACGCCCAUUCUAACCAGGUACGCACGCAAAUCACUCCGAGCGGUCGACGUAAACGUGUGAUCAAGGACUUCUGUCUCGUACCUCACAGACUGGGUUUCAACGGCGCGAGGGACUUUGAAACUAUAACUCAACGGCUCUCUGCUCAUGUUGUUGUCUUGGUUACCGCUCUCAAGUUCUAUUUUUUCUUUUGUUGCUAUUUCCACAUCUUUAGAAAAUAAUAAAAUCCAAAUGAAAUCAAACUCUUCUCUGGAGAUGAACUGUUGAUUUCUGUCUCGUGCAGUCUAUUUUUCUAACCUGCAUGGCGUUUGGGUGACAA
This is a messenger RNA of Periophthalmus magnuspinnatus, 4069 nucleotides long. It is a transcript of the gene fxr2, whose product is annotated as FMR1 autosomal homolog 2. The record is from RefSeq and is a predicted model, not a curated record. Gene Ontology annotation, molecular function: translation regulator activity; mRNA 3'-UTR binding; protein homodimerization activity. The transcript is spliced from 18 exons. Gene Ontology annotation, cellular component: neuronal ribonucleoprotein granule; growth cone; postsynaptic density. Lineage: Eukaryota; Metazoa; Chordata; Actinopteri; Gobiiformes; Gobiidae. Bases 617 to 2635 code for a protein of 672 amino acids. Gene Ontology annotation, biological process: regulation of dendritic spine development; positive regulation of protein phosphorylation; regulation of modification of synaptic structure.